CAUGUCUGUAGUGUAUCGCAUUCCACCGCCAGGAUAAACUCAUAGGAUUCGACUAAAAAAUGAAGUGGAUAAUCAUUAUUACUAUCUACUUACUUCAACAAUUCCAGUCUGUACAAGCGGCUGGAUCAGGGAUAUUACGCUUUGUAAACUUCACCACACCCUGGGGAAAUGGGCGGUACAGCAACUGCUGUCCAGAUGGUCAAACAUCGGUCUGUCGUGGUCAAUGUGAUGUACACAUUAACAUAUGUGUUGGUGAUGUAUCCCCUGACCGCAACUGUAUCUACGGAGAAGGGGCAUUCAACUUCCAUGUGGAUGAGACGACCAGAGAAAUAUCAUUUGGAGAUAUGACUGGAUCAUUACCUAAUCCGUUAGUGUACAGAUUCGAUGUGUGGAAGCUCGGGGUGACAGUUGACGUUGACGUGGUGAUAGGCGAGUCACUACUGACCGAUUCCAUCAGAUUUCAUCUUCACACCAAACCUGAACCCAACGGACAGGUUGUUAAAGUUGGACCACAACAGUACACAGGAUACAGAACCGGAGUUACACUCGAACACUCAGUGUCAUGUGAUCCGUUCUACUUCCGUGAAUGCGCCACCCUCUGUCUCCCAGACCCAGCUACGUACACCUGUGAUCGAAACGGCAACAGACGAUGCCUUCCGGACAUUGACUGUGGGUUUGAGUUUACCGACAGCAGUACAGCUUAUGAAGAGCAAGUAGACGGAGGAGGAAUUUACGCGACUGUUUCUAAUGAAUUCCCUAGCAGUAGUGUGGAUACAGUACAAGAAUAUAGCACACAUCCCUCGGGAUCUACAGCUGUUAACACUGAGUAUAUCGAAUCUGCUAUAGAAUCAUCAACAACUGGACGAGGCGAUUUUAAUGAAAAUAUAAUAUCAACAGAAAAUCUUAAAUAUUCAUCCCAACAAGAUGACGUAACAUCAAUUGGACCCUUUAGUGACCUACUUACGUCACUUCAUUUCAAUGAAAAUACUGUAUCAAAAGAAAAUUCUACGCUGACUUCAAAACAAGAAGACGUAACGUCGACUCGAUCGUAUACCGACCCAACUACCCUGUUGAUGUCGGAAACUUCAGAGGACGAAACAGCUAGUGUUCAUAAAGUCACUGAAGCGUGGAGCACUUCGACUGACGGUGAAACCGUUAUAACAAAAGUAUCAAAUAGUCCAGGUGAUAUUUCUGAAGGAACAAUAUCAUAUAACUCUAUAGAUACUGCAACGACAGAUAACUCUGCAUCAACAGCUACACCCUCAACACCUACCCCCUCGAUACCUACCCCCUCGACAACCGACGUCACCACUUUAACUGUACCACACGAAUGCACAGGCCACACCACUGUAUCGGGGGACACCAAGGGUAUGUUAGUUUCCCAGCAUGCAACAGACAGUAAUGUAGACUUUGCUAGUUAUCGUAGUUCCAACCCUGAACUUAGUACCAUUCCCGAGCAUGACUUUCUCACUUCCUUUACAACAAAAGAAUUGCCAGUAUAUUCUAACCAAAACCCUGUAGAAUCGAGCACAUCUGAUGUGGACAGCUCGUCCCUCAUAGCAACGAAUCAAUACUUGGAAGUGACAAAAUCCAGAGGCGUUACACACCUACAGGAAAUUCAUUCGAACACUUAUGAUUACGGCGAAUUCGUUGCUACAACAUUUUCUAUGAAUAAAUUGUCAUCCAAUCCACCAACAAUAAAGACACCUUUACCAACAGAUGUGAUAUCAUUAGAUACAAAUAGUGUGACGUUAUUCGUGUCUGAUCCGGUAUCACAGCAGACGACAAGUGAAGACUCGUCUUCCGAGGGGACAGUCAUGUUGUCAUCGAACGCUGCUGGUGAUAUUUCGACAACUACUUUCGUAAGGAACACUAAGACAGAACCACUGACUGUAACGUCCGGAGAGUCCACAGAUUCACUGUACACCAGUUCUGACCUGGUAACUUCAGGCAUUUCAGCAGCAAGUGUCACUUCCGCUGAAACCGAUAUGACAUCGAACGUAAAGACUUCAACUUCAUCCGUAAUAUCUUAUGGUGAGGGAACCUCUACUCCAUUUUCCGUGGUAUCCAGAAGCGAUUUGAACUCUACACCACUUAUCAUGGUAGGCCUAUCCAGUAGCAAAUCAAGCUCUCGACCUCUUUCUGAGGUAUCCAGUAGCGAUUUGAACUCUACUCCGCUUCCCGUGGUAUCCAGUAGCGAGUUUACUUCUACUCCACUUCCCGUGGUAUCCAGUAGCGAGUUUACCUCUACUCCGCUUCCCGUGAUAUCCAGUAGCGAGUUUAGCUUUACAACACGAUCUGCCGUUCCAAAUGAGGAAAGUAGUCCUUACGAUACAAAGGUGACCAAUUUCAAUCAAUAUUUAUCCAGUACAAAAAACACCUUGUCCAAUUCUGAACAUACAAAACAACCAAAUGUGUCUAGUCAGGGUGUAAUUAGUACAUCUACUGAAGUGACAUCGAACUAUGAAGUCACCACCGGAAAACAAUCAACUUCAUUCAGUGAAGAAAGAACUCAAUCAAAUUUGAUUACUUCGGAAAAAGUUACAUUCAAAGAAAAUAAAAUUGCCACAACAGUUUCAAUGAAAACCAGGGAAACCCCAUCAGGGACAAACACAUUUACGAACGUGAAUGUUGAAUCUAAUUUAUCCACUGUAAAUAGUUCACGUCCACUUAUAUCGGUACAUACGGGCAUUAUCCGAGAAAUCACUACGCGUUCGAUAACCAAGGAAAGUACUUCCAAUAAAACAAUGUUACUUACACAACCGCCGCAUGCAUCAUCACCGUCGGGAUUACCAACUGCUGCUGUAGGAACAACGGACGAAUUACAAACACCAUACCCGACUGAAACGGCAUCUGUGUAUUUAACAGGGGCGUCUGGUGCGACUGCUGACUCGCCUAGAAAGUCGUCAGUUUCCGAUUAUAUAGCAACAACAAAAGACACUAAAUAUGUUCCAGUGAGCAGCGCGAAUUCUGAUCUAUCUUCAACCCUCACGACAAGCAGUAAAGAUAUACCCACUUCUCUAACGAAUCAGGAAUUAUCAACGCCGAACCCUUCCAUUCAAGAUGGCGGUAAAACAUCUACGGCGGUGCCGACUGUAACACGACACACUGGACCCUUAACAACGUUACGCUCGUCGUCCUGUGUGGCUGCUGUAGUCUACCCUGGCGGUGGGAAAGCUGUGCUGACUAUCCAGGUAGCCCAGGGUCUACAAGUGGUGUCGAUGGAUGUCAUGGAAAAGAAGGUGGUCGAUUUCUUGUCCAGUGCCGGAUUCAAAGUGGAUACAAAUGAUAUCAAUGCUAUUAAAACAAGUGUCGGCGGGUUGACGAUCGUUAACAUUACGAUCGAUGACGACGACUUGGCUGUGAGCCAAACGGCGCUAGGUGACUUUGGAAACAAACUUUGUACAGAAGAGUCCAUGUUUUUGAUACAGCCCCCGUCCUCUGGCUAUACCAAGGAAGAUACUGACGGCAGUAAUGGCGUCCUGGUCGGAAUGUUGGUUCUGGCUGCCUACUUACUAACCUUAUUCAUCAUAGCAUUUAUCCUGGUCAGAAGAAAAUACCGGGAGAGGAACAGAAUAUCGGGACGACCUAUGUCGGAAGUUUCCAAAAUGUCGCAAGCAUCGGAACUGUUGACGGACCGUCCGGAAACGUGCAUGACGGGAGUUUUAUCGGAAUACGGGGAAACAAACUGCUGAACAAAAAUAAACUUUACAUCUGAUUAAUGUAUCAUACGUUCUACACAUCGUUUUCUUCUUGGUCGAUCUGUGAUGUUUGCUUAGCUUGCAAACAUCAAACGCGUUUUGACUUUUUAUUCAUUUGUAAAUAUGAAGUGGUUUCAUCCUGAUUGUAUAGAUAUAAUCGUUGUAUUUCUGAUAGGCUUAUUAAAUGACAUUCGAUUCUGACCUAUAACAGGAAAACGAUUUGUGUGCCCCCACCGGGAUCGAACCUGCGAUCCUCGGCUCACUGGUCCGCCGCUCUACCGACUGAACUAAAGGGAAAUUCCCCCUAGCGCGAAACUGUAGAAGACGAGCGUAUCACUAUUUGUACACUACUUACAAUUAAAUCAUGCCACACGCUCGCUAAACGCAACAAUUACUAUACCUUGGGUCAGAGACUUAAAAUAGAUAGCUAGGUCUCUACUUUGGUUUUCCUUCUCCAUGUAGACCAACAGCGCGGCAUUUACAUCAAGAAAUAUUAAAUAUUGACCUCGACUUUCGCCAGCAUUUAAUAUUUUCAAUGUCGAUAUAUUUACAAUACCUGUAUAGUUUCCUUUUGGCGUUGCUAACGAAAUUGACGGUAAACUGGAUAGUAGGAAUACACUGUUGAAUGAAAGUGACGCCGAGGCCAUGGUUUGCUACACGCACGCUGUAUUGUAAUUUUCCCAUUUUGUGACUUCAUAUUUGAUAACAAUGAUAUAACUCAAAACAAUAUGUGAAUUGAGCUGUAAAAUAUCUCACGGAAAUAGAAUAGAUAAACUAUGUUUUGUGAAA
This is a messenger RNA of Pecten maximus, 4490 nucleotides long. Its product is annotated as mucin-17-like. The transcript has 10 exons. Bases 60 to 3695 code for a protein of 1211 amino acids. The record is from RefSeq and is a predicted model, not a curated record. Lineage: Eukaryota; Metazoa; Mollusca; Bivalvia; Pectinida; Pectinidae.